CGAAGACAGUAACAAUACAGAAUAUACAGCACAAUGGCGAGUUCGCAGAUUGAGCUUCACAGAUUCGAAGAUUCCCACCAAACCUCUGGAGUUUGGCAGGACCAGAGCCAUACGGCUUCGGAUGCCGAAGCUGAAUUAGAAUCUCCAAAUUCCCCUACCCCUCAUGAAUUCUCUCUGCCUCCCGUCGACGGAGGGAAGGAUGCGUGGCUCUUCCUGGCAGCGUGUUUUGUUAUCGAAGCUCUAGUUUGGGGCUUCCCUUUCACCUAUGGUGUUUUCCAGGAUUACUAUGCUACGCAUGAACCAUUUGCUGGAUCCCGAAACAUUGCAGUUAUCGGAACAUGCGCCAUGGGUAUUAUGUAUCUUGAUUUGCCCAUUAUAUUUGCAGUUUUGCAGAUAUGGCCAAGAUUCCGUCCCUACUGCACUGGCGUGGGCCUCUUCAUAAUGUGCCUAGCUCUGGCACUCAGUUCUUUCGCAACGACAACUACCCACCUCAUAGCCAGCCAGGGCAUUUUCUAUGCUAUAGGAGGCAGCCUUGCAUAUUCUCCAUGCAUAAUUUAUAUGGACGAGUGGUUUGUGAAAAGGAAAGGGUUGGCAUUCGGGAUUAUGUGGGCAGGCACUGGCCUUGCAGGGGUUAUUUUACCACUUGCUAUGCAAGUUUUCCUUGAGAAGUAUGGAUACAAACUCACCCUUCGAGCUUGGGCCGUUGCUUUGUUCGUCUUCACGGCUCCCCUACUCUACUUCGUGAAGCCUCGUGUGCCUCUAUCUCAAAGCACCCAAUCGCGCCGCAUCGAUUUCAGCUUUCUCAACACGAAGAUAUUUGGCAUUCUACAGGCUUGCAAUGUCAUCGAGGCGCUUGGGUUCUUUCUUCCGUCUAUUUAUCUUCCCAGUUAUGCGCGCAAUAUCGGAGCAUCAAGCGUUGAAAGUGCGCUUACAGUGGUGAUCUUCAACGUCGCCUCCGUCUUCGGUUGUAUUGCGAUGGGCUCCAUCGUCGACAAGUAUCACGUUACAACCUGUAUUGUGAUAUCAACCAUUGGAUCUACCAUUGGCAUCUUUGUCAUCUGGGGCUUUUCAGUGUCUCUCGCACCCCUUUACGUCUUUUGCAUAAUCUACGGCUUAUUUGCCGGUAGCUUCACUAGCACAUAUCCGGGAAUUAUGCGCGCCGUCCAGAAGAAGAAGAAUUCAGCUGAACCGGUAAUGGUCUUUGCUUGUCUUGCGGCAGGGAGAGGGAUUGGAAACGUUGUCUCGGGCCCAUUGAGCGAGAUACUUAUUCGAGGUAUGCCUUGGAAAGGUCAGGGAGGUUUCGGAUAUGGCAGUGGAUACGGCCCUCUUAUCGUGUUCACCGGAGUCACAGCCUUCUUUGGAGGCGCCAGUGUACUUGGCCGACGUGUCGGGUGGGUAUGAAAUGGCGACUUCGUUAUUGGUGAAACCCGAAAUGCGUUUGGAACCAUGGGAUGCAUACUUGACAUCGGCGCUCGCGAUCGUCAACUGUGAGUCUCCCCACAUAAUGCAGCUAUGCGGGUCGGUCAACUUUUGCACCGACAUAUUGGUUGAUAUGUUUCCAUAUUGAAUUUGUAAACAUGUAUAUAGGUUGCACAUAUCUGUCGGCUGGAUAUGCAUAGCUUGAUACAAUUCGGGGAGGUGGAAGGAUUAGAACCAAUAUGUAGAGUUAUAGCAGUUUCUAUGAUUUAAAAGACAGACAUGUCUAUAAAAACCAUAUGUCUCUCGCGGAUGACCAGGUUUAUGAGACAAAAUAUGCUAAUUGGG
Molecule: messenger RNA, 1764 nt
Organism: Pseudogymnoascus verrucosus
Lineage: Eukaryota; Fungi; Ascomycota; Leotiomycetes; Thelebolales; Thelebolaceae
Exons: 4
Coding region: 34-1401 (455 amino acids)
Biological process (GO): transmembrane transport
Cellular component (GO): fungal-type vacuole membrane
Molecular function (GO): transmembrane transporter activity
Source: RefSeq, a predicted model, not a curated record